Hibiscus syriacus is the source of this 604-nucleotide messenger RNA. RefSeq names its product protein MHF2 homolog. Gene Ontology annotation, cellular component: Fanconi anaemia nuclear complex; FANCM-MHF complex. The transcript has 7 exons. The coding region runs from base 61 to 375 and encodes 104 amino acids. NCBI's taxonomy places the organism in Eukaryota, Viridiplantae, Streptophyta, Magnoliopsida, Malvales, Malvaceae. The record is from RefSeq and is a predicted model, not a curated record. Gene Ontology annotation, biological process: resolution of meiotic recombination intermediates; DNA repair; kinetochore assembly.
AUUCAAAUGCACAGGAGGCGAUGAGGCAAAAUUGAAGAGUGGAAGCGAAUCACUUGCGCCAUGGACAACAACGAAGCUCCCACUUUCGAACAGGAUUUGAUUAGAGCUAUUUUCAAGCAUCUUUGGAUUAAAAAAGCUCAAGAGCGUGAAAGAAACGAAUUCCCAAACAGCGAGGCUGUAGAUUCCGAGGUUGGAGCGGGAACAUCGAAGAAGAAUCGACCCACUUCUGCUAAUGCUAAUGCAAAUGCUUUAAAGCAGAGUUGUGAACUUCUUCGGGUUUUUGUCACAGAGGCUGUCCAGCGAGCUGGUACAAUUGCUGAAGCUGAGGGUAGCACUAAGAUUGAACCAACUCACUUAGAAAGGAUUCUUCCUUAAUUACUUCUUGAUUUUUAAGGGGCUCAGCUUGCUUAUUCAUCCGUUGGAACUAAUAGACAUAGAUGCGGUAUCUCUACAUCAGCACGUAAGUAGUACGGUCGGAUUGUUUUCCCAUUUUGUAUGUAGGGAAUAGACUUUCUUGCGCUAGUAGUAGUUCAGUAUAAAGUAUAUCUUCCAAGUUUGUUUUCUUUGAACUUUCUGCAGCAUUAAUUGAGUUCGAUUUUAGUUG